UGUAGGUGAAGUGCUAUAAUCCGGAUAAUCGUGGUCGAUUGAUAUUGAACCAAAGUUUAGUCAUGCUUGACAAUACAUUUCACACAUAUUUUAAUAUUGAAACGGUUAUCUUUAGUAAUCAACUGAUAGAAAUUCCUAAAACAAAACUAACACACAAAAUCUUCAAUAUUCCGGAAGUGUAUAUAUUCGCCAAAAGAAUCAAAUCUACCCGGAUGACAAAGCAAUACUUGAAAUACCAUGGAAGUGUACGGCUAAAAGAAUAUGCAAUUUGAAACCCAAACCAAUCAAUAAGAUAACAAAUCAACAAGUUAAAAAUAAUUUGGGACAACUGUAUGUUAUGAAUAAGAACAAUGAGAUCACUACUGAGACUGGUGAAGGGGAAUCGGUGUAUUUAGAGCUUAUAUCUAAGCAUGAAAAGUUUGUCAUAAGCACAAAAAUGUGCGCAGUAGCCAGCCUGAAAUUUCCAGAGAGCUUCAAUUCUGAGUCAGUUAUUGACAUUCAUUUAUGUCAAGCAUUUUACCAAUUCAAAUAUUACGGCACAGUUGAUUCGUAUCAUAAUCAAACAAUAUUUAUUAGUGAUAUCCCUACCCGCAUUCAGAACAACAAUAGGUCAUUUUAUCGACAAAGUGAGAUAUUUCAAGCUGACCGACUUAUCCCCCAACAAAAUACUGUAUAUUAUAUUUGUCAUGUUCCUCCAUUGAACGCGUCAUUGGAAUAUCGCGUCGACAGUAGCACGAUACAAGAUUGGUGUGGUAUAUCAAACAAGCGAAUAAAGUUAUCACCAGCCGAUCAUUUAUUUAUCACGAAACUGAAUAUAAGAAAUUCAAGUUCAUCUCAUCACAUCAAAUGUUCUCUACUAUCGUGUCUCAGUUUGAACCAAGUGACUUUUAUCUGCUGCUCCUUGCUACUGACGAAUUUAACUGUAUGUUUAACAGUAAUCUGGGUGUGCAAACGUAAGCAACAGUUAAAACAGCAUCAACUUCAAUACACCUUUAGUCAGAACCUACAUGCGAAACAGCUGUUAAGUGAUUCACUGAGAUGUUCCAUUUUAUCUGCUACUACACCACAAAAAAUUGGCGGAACACAGCAGCAACCAGUUUAUCAUAAUGAGUUUGGGGCGUGUUUGGACUAUGAAGUCUACGAUGAAUUUGAACCAUCUAGCCGUACUAAUUGUCCAAAAUGUAUGGCUUCCAUGAUAGAACAAAUUAACCCCUUAUUACCUUGUCAAACAACAAGAAGCAUCAGUCAAGUGUCGGUGAAAGACUCAUUGAAACAGCCGUCAAAUGAAGAUCUUAUCUACCUUAGUUUUUUGAAUAGGCAUUCAAUAACAGCUCACCCAAACUGCAAGGUACAACCAAUAUUGGAAGCAAUGACAAAUAAACCAACUGAAAAUUCUAAUAUUUAGUUUGAAUUUAGAUUUAUCGAUAAGUGAUGGAAAUGAUAAUGAAAUAGGACAUAAUUAGAUAAUAACACUAAGUUUUAUAGCUGCAAACAAAAUACUUAUCAAUGUCCUUCGAUCGUCAGUAUAAUAAACAUAUUUCCAUAAAAUGUUUUUCUGAGUAAAAGGUUAAUUAUAUUAUCUAACUGGAAAUUAUAUAGCUGAAAUUUCUCGAAGUAUCUAAUCACUAAGUAAUGCUCUUCAUGCUGGUUGACAUGCUACAUUGUCUAAGUGAGCAAGUAAUACCUUUUAAAUGUAGUAUUAUCUUCAGACAAAACUGAGAAGUACACAGCAUACUAACGAAGUGUUUUCUAACAAACUUGAUGAAAACAACUUCUGUAAUCUAGAUAAUCAGUUGGUCGUAAAAGUCACAGAAAAUGGUACACAUGUCUAUCAGUCCAUAUUGUCACCAUAUCAAGAGAAAUUAACAAGGUGAGAACCACAUCAGGGGAAAUAAAAGUAUCAACUGUAGCGGAAAGACAAACAUAUAUUAUAUAGUUUAAGAGAAAUGUAAGGGACGAUACGAAAUUUAGAGUAAGAUAGAGAAUGGAUGCAUUUAGGAUCAGUUUCAGGCUGUCAGUCAACGCCAGCCAUAAAUGAAGACCAUUUCAUUGAAGAGGUCUGGGAGUAUAUUUACAUGUUUUGAUGCUACGCAGUUCAAUACACAAUAAUCCCAUGAAGUGACUGUCUUUAUAGUACUCCUCCUAGUCUUCUCCAAACCUGCUACUUUGCUACCUGAGUGGUUGGAAGGCUUAUUUAGUAUCGUUACGUUUCAGCUCCAAGAGGACGAUAGACUUGGUCAGUACAUUAACUCCCACGUCUGAGACAUCUCUAACUCUCGCAUCUGCCGAUCCCAAACUCUAGUUAAGAGUUAGCUGAUCACCAAAGCUAGCAUCCCACACAUUAAUGGUUAGACUGUUUCCUGUGGUUGCCAAGAGG
Messenger RNA from Schistosoma haematobium, 2377 nucleotides. RefSeq lists its product as uncharacterized. The transcript is spliced from 7 exons. NCBI's taxonomy places the organism in Eukaryota, Metazoa, Platyhelminthes, Trematoda, Strigeidida, Schistosomatidae. The coding region runs from base 338 to 1405 and encodes 355 amino acids. The record is from RefSeq and is a predicted model, not a curated record.